CCCCCUUCUGAAACUCGAUCUGACGACGACGAAUAAGGUGGAGGAAGAAUGAGAAUCUCAGGCUACGGAAUCGUUAUUCUCUCUGUAAUCGUAUUCUAUUACCUCGAUCGUAGCGUUCACGCGCGUCCCGUUGUCCUCGUCCUCUCGAACGACGAUCUCAACAGCGGCGGAGACGAUCCCGGAGUAGGAGACUCCUCCGACUUCGACGAAUUCGGAGAAUCCGAACCCAAAUCCGAAGAGGAGCUCGAUCCCGGGUCGUGGCGACGGAUGUUCGAGCCGGACGACGACUCAACCGUCGAAGCCGCGUCGCCGCAGUACUACUCCGGCCUCCACAAGAUUCUCUCGGCGGCGAGCGAGGGAAACGAUAGGUUGAUGGAGGAAGCGGUGGAUGAGAUAGAGGCGGCUUCUUCGUCCGGAGAUCCGCACUCGCAGUCGCUGAUGGGAUUCGUGUACGGGACAGGGAUGAUGAGGGAGAAGAGCAAAAGCAAAUCCUUCCUUCACCAUAACUUUGCUGCUGAAGGUGGGAACAUGCAGUCUAAGAUGACACUUGCCUUCACGUAUCUGCGACAAGAUAUGCAUGAUAAAGCUGUGAAACUAUACGCUGAACUAGCAGAAACCGCUGUGAAUAGUUUCCUGAUCUCAAAGGACUCUCCCGUGGUGGAACCAACUAGAAUCCACAGCGGGACUGAAGAGAACAAAGGCGCUCUAAGGAAGUCACGAGGGGAGGAGGAUGAGGAUUUUCAGAUAUUGGAGUAUCAGGCACAGAAAGGCAAUGCUGCGGCUAUGUACAAGAUUGGACUGUUCUACUACUUUGGUCUGCGAGGGUUAAGGCGUGAUCACACCAAGGCGUUGCACUGGUUUUCGAAGGCGGUGGAGAAAGGAGAACCGAGGUCUAUGGAACUUCUUGGGGAGAUAUAUGCUCGAGGAGCUGGUGUUGAGAGAAAUUAUACCAAGGCGCUUGAAUGGCUUACACUUGCGGCGAAAGAAGGUCUAUAUUCAGCGUUUAAUGGGAUUGGCUACUUGUAUGUUAAAGGGUAUGGAGUAGAGAAGAAAAACUACACUAAGGCAAAGGAAUAUUUUGAAAAGGCUGUUGACAAUGAAGACCCCAGUGGGCAUUAUAACCUUGGGGUUCUGUAUCUUAAAGGCAUUGGAGUCAAAAGGGAUGUGAGGCAGGCAACAAAAUACUUCUUCGUUGCUGCAAAUGCUGGCCAACCGAAGGCUUUCUAUCAACUCGCCAAGAUGUUCCAUACUGGAGUUGGGCUUAAGAAGAACCUGGAAAUGGCAACUUCGUUCUAUAAGUUAGUAGCAGAAAGAGGACCAUGGAGUUCUCUCUCUAGAUGGGCGCUUGAAGCUUACCUUAAAGGAGAUGUGGGUAAGGCUUUAAUCUUAUACUCGAGAAUGGCAGAGAUGGGUUAUGAAGUAGCACAAAGUAAUGCUGCAUGGAUCCUCGACAAAUACGGUGAAAGAAGCAUGUGCAUGGGAGUAUCUGGGUUUUGCACAGACAAGGAGAGACAUGAGAGAGCACAUUCUUUGUGGUGGCGUGCAUCUGAACAAGGCAAUGAACAUGCUGCUCUCCUUAUUGGAGAUGCUUAUUACUAUGGCCGGGGUACUGAGAGAGAUUAUGUGCGUGCGGCUGAGGCAUACAUGCAUGCUAAAUCACAGUCAAACGCGCAAGCAAUGUUCAACCUAGGUUACAUGCAUGAGCAUGGACAAGGGCUUCCCUUUGACCUGCAUCUAGCAAAACGUUACUACGAUCAAGCACUUCAGAGCGAUGCAGCAGCUAAAUUGCCAGUCACACUUGCUCUCGCCAGCUUAUGGCUACGUAGAAACUAUGCUGAUACCUUCCUGGUGAGAGUUGUGGACUCAUUGCCAGAAGUGUAUCCAAAGGUAGAGGCUUGGAUUGAGAAUGUGGUGUUUGACGAAGGUAACGCGACAAUCCUCACACUUUUUGUCUGUCUUAUUACGAUUCUCUAUCUCCGAGAGAGACAACGAAGACAAGUUGUUGUCCCCGAUCCUGUGGGAGGCGAUGUGGCUCAACCUCUCGAUGCUGAGGUGGCACAACACCUGGCUGCAUUCCCACGGUGAUGAGGUGAUCAUCGUCUUCUUCAUACAACCAUAUUUUGGUUUUUAUUGUACAGUUUAAGAAGUUUUUGUGGGAUCGCGGCUUUUUUCUGCAACUUAUCUUGUUGGGCCUAAGUCUCUUAAUAGAUGUAUCUUCUUACGUUAUUUUAACCAAACUAAACGCCCAGUUUCUUAACUUUUAAUC
Messenger RNA from Brassica oleracea var. oleracea, 2266 nucleotides. Its product is annotated as ERAD-associated E3 ubiquitin-protein ligase component HRD3A. The coding region runs from base 49 to 2085 and encodes 678 amino acids. Gene Ontology annotation, molecular function: protein binding. The transcript has 6 exons. Lineage: Eukaryota; Viridiplantae; Streptophyta; Magnoliopsida; Brassicales; Brassicaceae. The record is from RefSeq and is a predicted model, not a curated record.